AUGGAUGACUCGGAAGCACCUGCUGAACCGCAAUUCUUGAGUUCCUUUGAUAAGUUUGACGAGGUAUCGAGUCUUUUGGAAAGGCUGAUCUCCGUAUCACCUGCGGUCGAGCCCUUACCUGAAGAGGACAAAACUGAAAUAACCUGGUUGGAUAAAUUGACACAAAUUUUGAAUUAUUAUCAGGAACAGCCUUACUUAUUGGAUCCUCAUCUUGAAGAACUUAUCGUUCCUGUCGUUAAUGCCUUCCGACAUCAUGUGCAAGAAUAUAGUUCAGGUCAUUCUAGAGACUACUCCUUCGCUCGAGUGAGCAGGCUUGCAUCAGCCAUAUACGUCUUCGUUAAAGUUCGCGGUUACAAGACAAUAGUUAGGUUUUUUCCACACGAAAUAACCGACCUUCCUAUAGCGAUCAGAUACAUAAACUCGGAUGGUCCGGCAAGCAAUCCAGAUGCAUGGGUAAUUCGAUAUAUAAUGAUGCUUUGGACGUCGCUGGUCUGCAUGCUGCCGUUCGACCUUGCACAAUUCGAUGGCGACUACUCCGUGACUACAGCCGAAAGUCUCCAGACAAUCGGUAUUACUGAACUGGACAAACCAGGCCUCGAAAGAGAUGGUGCUGCGCUCUUGCUUUCUAGACUCUACAUGAGGAAGGAUACUUCCACACUCUUGACUUCGUUCUUGGAAGCUUUUGAGGCAGAACUCCGUGAAUCGCCUAAUCUGUUCAAGACCAUCGGUUCACUAAGAGUGAUCGCAGAAAUAACCAAGUCCGGACCGAUGGAAAUACUGCAUCCGUACAUCUCACGUCUCCAAACUUUAGUGAACGAAAUUACCCGUGAGCAGCACCUAGCGGAGAACACUGUCAUAAGAAAAUUACGCACAAAAUGUAUCACACGAACCGCGAGUCGAUUGCUACCUGCCAGAUCCAAAAAGUCUCGAAGUACUGCAAAGUCUCUUGAACCAAGUUUGAGAACGGAAGAAUAUUCACUAGACGAUGAUGUUGAUGGUGAACAUGAUGUGCCUGGCCAGGUUGAAGAUGCAAUUGGGGAGCUUUUUGAGCUAUUGCAGGACAAGGAUACCUCAGUCCGCUGGUCUGCUGCGAAAGGCAUUGCGAACAUCUCCGAACGGCUCCCAACCUCUUUCGUUGAUCAGAUUAUAGAUAAUAUUCUGGGUCACUUUUCAGUGUAUGGGAUUCAUGCAACACCGUCUACUCUUCCUUCCACCGCGGAGCAUCCAUGGCACGGUGCAACACUCGCUUGCGCUGAAUUAGCCCGCAGAAAUCUGGUACCGGACGCGCAGUUUCCGAAUAUUUUACAGUGGAUGUCGAAGGCUCUGUACUUUGACGUACAGAAAGGUUCUUCCUCAGUCGGUUCCAAUGUUCGCGAUGCCACGGCGUAUGUUCUGUGGUCCCUCGCUCGCACGCGAAGCACGGAGGCGCUUGAGCCAUAUGCCGUUGAACUGGCGCAGAAUCUUGUUACUGUAGCUUUAUUUGAUAGGGAGAUACACAUACGCAGAGCUGCUAGUGCCGCAUUCCAGGAAAACGUUGGUCGUAUGGGCUUGUUUCCGCAUGGUAUUGCCGUCAUUGGUGUGAUCGACUUCUAUUCGGUCGGAAUUAGGCGGAACGCUUUCCUAGUUGCAGCACCUGAAGUAUAUCGUUACAAGGAGUACCGACAGCCAAUCUUGGAUCACCUCUUAAAGAUCACUUUACGCCAUUGGGAUGCGGCAAUGCGACGCUUGGGAGCAAAAUCUCUAAGGAAAGUCUGUGAGACAGAUCUAGAAAAUGAAGUGCCUAAAGUGCUGGAUGCAUUAUUGGCCCUUCUUCGUUCUGUGGAUACGUCAGACAUACAUGGAGGAUUACUAGCUCUGAGCGAGCUCGCGGGUGCAAUACGGGAGGUUAAGGAUGUGGAAUAUGCACAACGGUAUCGGCGCAAGAUUUUCCAUUCUAUCGACUCCGUUGCGUCUUCGGUAGUUUCAUCGCCACGGAACUACGUUAUUACGGAAGCAGCAUGCUAUGUCAUUGCCAAUUCAAUCUCAUCCGAAGAGUCUGAUUCAUUACGAAUGACAUCGAUUGAACCGUACUGGAGGGUUAUAAUAUUACAAGGAUUACGGCACCGAAACAGCACCGUGCAAGAGGCGGCUGCAGCUGCGAUGCAUUCACUAAGCCAACUGAAGGAUUGCUCUGAAGAUGUCAAGAGAUUGAUCAAGGAAUUGGGAAGAGGCUCAGCGAUCAUGCAACAGAGUCUGGGUCACGUAUUGGGCUGCUUUGACUACUAUUCCUAUAAUAACGGAUUCGAUUCUGCGCUUCACUGCUUGCUGGAAGCAGUCAAUCCAAAGUCACCCAAUUUCUUCCGAGACGUGGAAGCAAGGCGCAAUGCUUAUACAUCCCUGGCCGACGUAGUACAGCGCAUAUCCCCGAAGCUAGAUAUUUAUAUCACUCCAGAAACGAUGAAUCGUAUAUGGCAGGCAUUUUUUGCUGGUCUUGACGAUUACACUGUCAACGAACGGGGCGAUGUCGGCUCAUGGGUUCGUUUGGCGUGCUUGAAGGGCAUUUACUCCGUGAUGGAAUCGCUGAUUCGCGAAGCACGGAGUAUCGAGGCCCACUCGAUUCCUUCCUGGGCUGAAACCGAGGAGAAAUAUAGUCAAUAUUUACCUCUCAGCACCUAUCACCAGACAAUCGGAAUGAUCCUGAAGCAAGGCGUCGAGCGGUUGGACAACGUCAGACAAUGUGUUGGAGACGUGUUCUUCGCCUUGCUGCACCUCGAUCACCCAUCGUUCAAUCACGGAGAAAAAUGGAGUGUGCAACGCAAGGACCACUUCAGAAAUUUGCUCGAAAGUGCAGAACGUGUAGGCUGGAAUGAUGGUACUUGGCUUUAUCCGAGCGCCGUUCGAUUCUUGGACGUUUCUAUGUACCGACAGCCAAUUUUAAGAGGUCUUUUGCUGAGUAUUGGCAGCAAGACGAGUAGUACGGUAAGCAUUGCUUCUUCAGCUAUUCUUUCCUAUGCACAUAGUCUCCCAAUCACAUCAACGCACGAUACGACGUCUGCAUUGGCUGAACCAGACUCGUACGACUUGUAUAGCUUCGUUUCGGAUCUCCUAACAGUUGCAUUUGAAAACCCAUUAUUAAACAACAUGGUCAUCCCGGUCCUGCAUACCUUUAAUGUCUUGCUGGAAGGCGGCGCACUUGCUCCAUUGCUGGAAGAAGAGAAAAAUUUGGCCGCGGAAAAGGUGACGAAGCUCAUGGAACUUGCAACCAGGAAUAUUAAUCGCUUGCAAAGUAUGCAGAGAAUAGACGAAUCAAUGAGAAUUGUUGUCAAUUUGUUUGGUACAACGUCAAAAGAUAUCGGCAAACGAGCGGUAACUUACCUAGAACGCUUCCUUCUGCAUCCUUAUCCGAAGGUGCGGAGUGAUACGGCAGAAGCGUUGUAUCUUGUCUUGCAGACGAAGGACGUCACGUACGAUGAAGAAGUUGAGGUUAUUCUGCUAGAAACCGAAUGGUGA
Molecule: messenger RNA, 3489 nt
Organism: Fomitiporia mediterranea MF3/22
Lineage: Eukaryota; Fungi; Basidiomycota; Agaricomycetes; Hymenochaetales; Hymenochaetaceae
Product: TBCD protein
Exons: 18
Coding region: 1-3489 (1162 amino acids)
Biological process (GO): post-chaperonin tubulin folding pathway; microtubule cytoskeleton organization; tubulin complex assembly
Molecular function (GO): beta-tubulin binding; GTPase activator activity
Source: RefSeq, a predicted model, not a curated record